AUGCCUGAAGGCGCGAAGUCGAAGAAGAACAAGAAGAACAAGGCUGCCGCGAAGGCAAAGGAAGAAGUAGGAAACAAGAAUACAGAAAAUGGACACCUAGAAGAGAAUAUGGAAAACCAAUCUGAUGAAGAGGCACCGGAGUCGAAUCCACAGGGCACGCCAGCCGCUUCGAUAAACGGGAAAUCUGUCAGCAAUAUAGCGACCGAAAGAACUGCGAGCAACGAAGACGACGACUCCGAUGGAGAGUCUGCCGCUACGACCAAGAAUGAUACCCAGCAGCAGGCCAAAAGCGACGCUGAACCGCCGGCGCUGGAUGCACAAUCCAAAGACCGCUUCGAUGCCCUUGUUCGAGAUCGUGAUUCAUUGCGGGCAGAGGUGACUGGCAUGCGCAAGUCCUUGGAGGAAAUACAAUCCAGACAUCGGGAAGACAUGGAAGCACUACGACAGAGGGUAGAUGAUGCCGAGAGUAAGAAAGGACAGGCGGAAACACAAUACCAGAAAUUACUGGAGAGGGUCAAUACGAUUAAGGCCCAAUUGGGGGAAAGACUCAAGGAGGAUGCUGAGGAAAUCGCCCAGGCAAGGUCACAAAUUGAAGAUCUCGAGGGGCAGAACUCGAGCCUCACAACUGAAUUGGAUUCCAAAUCCUCGGAACUCGCUGAGAUCGCGAAGGAAAACGAAGAAAAGGCUAUAGAAAUAGCCACCUUGCGAGAUCGAACAAACCUGUCCCAGCAAAACUGGUUGAAAGAGAAAGAUGAACUCCUCGAACAGGAAUCGUAUAUUCAAGCUGAAUUCGAACAAGCCAAGGAGGCCAUGCAUAAUUGGGAAGUUCUUGCCAUGGAAGAACGGUCGAUAAGAGAAAGCUUGGGAGAAAAGGUCAUCGACCUCGAAGAGCAGCUGGUCAAUCUUAAAGACGCCUAUGAGAAGGCCGCAUCCGAGCUUGAUAAUCAGUCGUCGACUGUGGAUGGCUUACAACGGGCGUUGCAAGAGAUCCAAACCGCCCGAAAGCAGGAGCUUCGUGAACUCGUCGAGAGCUCUGAUGCUCAGCUAGAAGAACUACGGCAAUCUCUUCGUGAUGCAGACAACAAAUCAUCUGAAGCUGAAAAGUCCCUCCUAAUUGCCCAAGAAGAAUUGGAACGGGUGCGCCCAUUCGAGAAAGAAGUCAAAGAGAAGAACCUUCUCAUUGGCAAGCUCAGACACGAAGCUGUCACUUUGAACGAUCAUUUGACAAAAGCCUUGCGGUUCCUCAAGAAGGGAAAGCCAGAGGAUAAUGUUGAUAGACAUAUUGUCACCAACCAUUUACUGCACUUUCUUGCGCUAGAUAGAUCAGACCCUAAGAAAUUCCAGAUAUUGCAGCUUAUUGCAGCACUCCUGGGUUGGACAGAUGAGCAACGAGAACAAGCAGGUCUUGCGCGACCCGGAACAUCGAACACAUCUAACAAGCUUCGAGUCCCUGGCACUCCCGUUCGCACGCCUAGCACGCCGACGUUGGCCACAGAGUUCAUGGACAACGGCACUAGCCACAAGGAGUCGCUGGCGGAACUGUGGUCCAAUUUCCUAGAGCAAGAAUCGCAAACCGGGAAUGAAAGCGCAGCGAAAAGCGGGAAUCAAGGACAGUCAAAAUCCUAG
Aspergillus chevalieri is the source of this 1626-nucleotide messenger RNA. RefSeq names its product putative Golgi matrix protein. Lineage: Eukaryota; Fungi; Ascomycota; Eurotiomycetes; Eurotiales; Aspergillaceae. Gene Ontology annotation, cellular component: Golgi apparatus. The coding region runs from base 1 to 1626 and encodes 541 amino acids. The record is from RefSeq and is a predicted model, not a curated record. The transcript is spliced from 7 exons. Gene Ontology annotation, biological process: endoplasmic reticulum to Golgi vesicle-mediated transport; Golgi organization. Gene Ontology annotation, molecular function: small GTPase binding.